Messenger RNA from Pangasianodon hypophthalmus (striped catfish), 7116 nucleotides. RefSeq lists its product as uncharacterized. The record is from RefSeq and is a predicted model, not a curated record. The transcript has 28 exons. Gene Ontology annotation, molecular function: TFIIIC-class transcription factor complex binding. The coding region runs from base 153 to 5741 and encodes 1862 amino acids. Gene Ontology annotation, cellular component: transcription factor TFIIIB complex. NCBI's taxonomy places the organism in Eukaryota, Metazoa, Chordata, Actinopteri, Siluriformes, Pangasiidae. Gene Ontology annotation, biological process: RNA polymerase III preinitiation complex assembly.
AGAAACCGGAAAUGACGUCUCUAAACACAGCGUUAUGGUUGCCGUGUUCACGCAGUGCUGUCGGAAAGUGCAGUAAAACCUCCUGCUUUUAGGUUUUAAUCCGUGAUAAAUGGAUCUUACAACAGAAGUACAUUCCUAAUAAACAGGUAAGGAUGAUCCGCAGGUCGAGGAUCAGCGUGCGUCCCAACGUGAAGCCGACGGGCCGAGCUGCAGCGACGUCUCGAGAAACUCCUCAGGGGACUGAGACGCCCGCUGACCUCAGUAAUGAUGCAGGGGUUAAAGCUGGAGGUCAGGAGGUCGUCGCAGAAGUCAAAGCUGCUUCUACUGUCCCGGCCACGGAGACGAACGACAACGCAGAAAGCCAGAGCGGUGAUGUAACCAGCCAAUCAGAUCUCAGUGUGACCACAGCGGACGUGGCGGGCCAAAGUGCAUCCACCAGCUCUUUGUCCACGAGGAGAAAGCGCUUUAGUGUCCUGCCCAACCUCAGCAAACCCAGAAGUACUCCAGCCUCCACCCUCACCUCCUCUAAACUCCCUAAAACUCCUGUUAGACCUGAUUCUACCCCUGAAAUACCCCCCGCCUCCACCCUCACCUCCUCUGAUGUUUCCGAAUCACCUGAAAAACAUGAAUCGACUCAGGAAUCUGCACCAGAACCACUUCCUGUCUCCACCAAAUCAUUUCGAUCUCCUGCCCCCAAACUGCCCUCUUCAUCCGUCCACAACGCUUCAAGAGCCUCUAGAUUUCCCACUAAAGCUGUAAUCACCACAGAACUUACCCCUGAUAAAGACUUAUCUACCCCAGAAUCUGCCCCAGAGCUGCCCCCUGCUGCACUCGCCCCAUCAGAUGGCAAAUCAAAGCGGAGAAAACCCAAACCUGUAACUCCAUCUCAGGACAACGUAGAGACACCAUCAGUCAGACUGGACGAAGUUGAGUCCCAGUCAGCCAAUCAGAAUGCAGCAGCGCAUCCUGAUUCUUGCCCCAGUGAAGAAGUUCACUCUGAUCCAGCGUCGGUUUCCGAGUCGCAGAACGAACCAGUCGUCCCGGAUGGAAGUGACCUCAGCUCUCCAGGGAAAAGUAAGAAACCACAGCAACACGUCCCUCUGGCCCUGAGGACCCUGAACGACCCAGUGGAUCGUCUCAGAUUAGCGCGAGCCAGAAAACUCCGAGAGCUUCUCAAGAAGGAGAUGAAUAAAGAAAAACAGAAGGAGAAGCACCAGAGACCACAGACUGGAAUGAGCGAGCGCAAAAAAACAAAAGAUCACACCAAAAUGACCAUGAGAGAGCUCAUCUACUACCUACCGUCUACUAACCCGAUGAAGUCGUACACUGAGGAGGAGCAGAGAGCUGAGACGGAUUUCCCUUCUUCUCCAAAAGCAGCUCCAGCUGUCCAGACAGCGACAGAACAGAACGCAGCAGAAGAGGAGGAGGAGGAGCGAGGAGGAGAGGAGGAAGAACCGAUGCUGGCUCCGAGAGUGAAGGUGGCCGAGGACGGAUCUCUCAUCAUAGACGAGGAAAGUUUAACCGUACAGGUGCAGAGGAUGAAGGGACCGAAUCCGGUGGAGGAGAGAGAUCCGAUAUUCGAGCGCGGAUCCACCACCACCUACUCCAGCUUUAGGAAAGGCACUUACACGAAACCCUGGUCCAACCGAGAGACGGACAUGUUUUUCUUGGCCAUUAGCAUGGUGGGGACGGACUUCUCCAUGAUCGGACAGCUGUUUCCUCAUCGAGCUCGAAUAGAGAUUAAGAAUAAGUUUAAAAAGGAGGAAAGAGCAAACUCCUGGAGAAUAGACAAAGCGUUCAAGGAGAAACGACGCUUGGAUCUCGAUUUCUUCAACAAGCUGCUGGAACAGAUCCUCAAAGACGAGGAAGAGAAACGCAAGAAAAAGAAACACGCCUCCCAGAUGGCCAAGAUUCCCCGUCGGAGACCAGGAGAGAGGAAGAGAAAGAUCUAUUCUUCAGACUCGGAGGAGGACGAAAGCUCGAGCAGCGACGCCAUGGAGGGAGAGAAGGAGAACGAGAGUGUGUGUAAUGAUGCAGGGAGCAGCGCUACUCCGAAGAGGAAGAGAGCAGGAGCGUCACAGAAGAGAAGUAAACACGCAAACCAGUCAGCUGAACAGGAAGCAGAGGAAGAAGCUGAGAGACGCGCUAAUGAAGAGUCGUCACCUGUUCAUGAGUUGGACUCUGUGGAAGAAGAAACUGAGAGCUUUGGUGUGAAACCGGUGCGGAGGUGGAGGAACAGAGGUCCUGUGGUGCAGAGAAAAGCUCAGGACACACACACCUCAGCCAGGGAAGACGGCGCCAAGGAGUCAGCCUCAAAUGACUCGGAGAACGAGGAGGAGCCUGAUCUGACCGCCAUUCAGGAGAACAUUCUCAACAAGCCGACGAGGUCGGGCCGGAUCCCUAAACUCUCUCAGCACAUGAUCCGUGCAGCAGCAGAUGAAGAGGAUGAUGAGGAAGAGGAGCAGCUUCCACCUCCCCCUCUUCCUCCUGAUGCUCGGCCUCGGGGCUCUCAGGCUAAACGGGGCAGAUGGCGCGCCCCUCGCAGGGGCAAAUCCAGACUGCUGACCCUACGUGCCUCGGCUACUGAGGAAGAAGAGGAUGAAGAGGAGGAUUAUGGUACAAAUCAGGAGGAAGAAAACUAUUCCUUGAAUGCGGAGGAGGAAAACCAGGCCUUCGUUCCGAUGGGGCUACGCUCUGUGACGACGGUCCAGUCUGAGGUGGAGGAAACCAUGGAGGAGCUGGACAUCUCAGUAAACGUUCCUGACGUCCUGGGAAUUUCCCAGAAUGCCGUGUGCCCUGAGUCGUCCUGUGAGAGGGCGCUGGCCCCCAUGGGCUCAGUGCCCUGCGAGCAUCAGCUCGACCUGCUCGUUGGUGUGAUUGAGUUCCUGGCUCCGGACCACAUGGAAGUGUCUGAAGAAGCAGCGAGGACUCUCCUGACCAUCGGACAUUCUGCUCACGUGACCCAAACUGAAGAACUGUCCAGUACAGGUGAUGUCAUCAUUGUCGAAGAGUCAUCGAGCCAAGUCCAUGAAGGAGUUCUCGUGGAAACGAUGGAUCAAUCUGAGACCAGGGUUGAAACCUGUGACGUGGUGACCUCUGACCCUUCUUCUAGCAUUACCUUACAAACUGAUCCAGUUAGUACCGUCAGUACGGGAGAUAAAACUUUAACACCAACUCCUCCGCAGGACUCCGCCUCUACGGCAGAGCCGGGUAGCUCUCCGGAAAGUAAAGUUCUGUCUAACGAAAUCCAACCAGAGACCUCAAACGUCAUCGUUCCAGAACCAGCAGCUUCAAAGACACGAAGGAACCGUCUGCCCAAACCCAAACCCAACUUGAGCAGAGCGUCCAGAACCGUGCAAAAGGAGCCUGCAGAAGCAGUCACCACUACUGCAGAAACGAUCAACGCUCCAGUAAAGGCUCAUGUAGAAGCAAAAACAGUGGAGUCCCAAACAUCAACAGCGAAAGACUUCAUUCCUAAACCAGCCUCUCAGCCAGAACCUGAGGAACAGAACGCAGAAAUUUGUGAAGAAAGAGAAAAUGACAGAACUGAAGGAUGUAGCUCUGUCCUGUCGCUAGAGAAAAAGAUGGAGGAUGAAGUUUCGGGAAAAACAACAUGUGUAGAGGAUGAGAGAAAAGAAGAAACACAGCAAACACACAAUGAGUCUAAAUCGCGUUCUUCGGGUUCUGAGUGCUCUGUGAAACCCUCUCAGUCGGUCAGAAGAUGUCGAGGACCCAAACCCAAACCUAACCUGGUGCGGAGCGUCAGAACCACACACGCCGUCACGGACAUCCAGCAGAACCAAGCAGCAGUUCCUGAUGAGAAACAAGCUGCUGCAAUCAUUUCUACUGACGUUCAGCAGCCAGACGAGGGCGCUCACGUCAUCCCAGAGCCAGAAAGAGAAACUCCAAACGAUCCUGUAACGGAGAUUCCUGAUGCUAAUCCUGAGGAACUUCCUAGAUCUGUGUGUGAAUCUUCAACUUCUGAUGAGCCGGUGUUUAUUCUCUCUCUCACUGAGGUCCUGCCUACUCUCACAGAAGGGGCGGGGCUUGUAACUGAGCCUCUCGCACUUCCUGCAACAUCAGGAUUGCUCUCUGAGCCAAUCAGUGCCAUUGAAAAUGCCACUGCUGAUGUGGGAGGUACCGGUCCAGCUGGAGAUCAGGUCUUCUCUCAGCUCCUCCCUGAUGUAUUGAUUCCCGUCUCAGAAGAGCAAGAGACUGAGAACAGAGAAAAUGAAACAAGCCGAGGAAAGGAGGAGGAAAGCUCGAGCCGAAUCAGAAGAAGAGAACAUUCUCCUUUAACUCAGAACAUUACUGCUCCAGAGGGACCUGAUGAACCAGCUGUGGAACCAUCAGCAUCAAGCCGUAAGGCUGAGGAGAACACUGAGGAGAACGUUGACCUUUCUGCUAAGAGGAGAAAACUUCCAGAAAGAGGCAGAAGAGCAAAACUGCAGAUCAAACCCAACCCAGUUCAGAGAAAAACCUGUCGUGACCUUCCGCCUUCGGACGAGACAAGAUCUGCAGAUGCUUCCUCAUGUGAGAUGAUGUUAGAAGAAACAGAACCACGACAGAUGUCAUUAGAGAUAGUUUCUUCAUUGGCCUCAACAGAAGCAGCUUCCUCAUCAGCCGUUUUGGAUAAAGAAGAAGCAGCUUCAUCAUCAGCCAUUUUGGAUAAAGAACCAGGAGCUUCAUCAUCAGCCAUUUUGGAUAAAGAAGCAGCAGCUUCAUCAUCAGCCAUUUUGGAUAAAGAAGAAGCAGCUUCAUCAUCAGCCAUUUUGGAUAAAGAACCAGGAGCUUCAUCAUCAGCCAUUUUGGAUAAAGAAGCAGCAGCUUCAUCAUCAGCCAUUUUGGAUAAAGAAGAAGCAGCUUCAUCAUCAGCCAUUUUGAAUAAAGAACCAGGAGCUUCAUCAUCAGCCAUUUUGGAUAAAGAAGAAGCAUCUUCAUCAUCAGCCAUUUUGGAUAAAGAAGAAGCAGCUUCAUCAUCAGCCAUUUUGGAUAAAGAAGAAGCAGCUUCAUCAUCAGCCAUUUUGGAUAAAGAAGAAGCAGCUUCACCAGCAGACAUUUUGGAUAAAGAAGAAGCAGCUUCAUCAGCAGACAUUUUAGAUAAAGAAGAAGCAGCUUCAUCAUCAGCCAUUUUGGAUAAAGAAGCAGCUUCAUCAUCAGACAUUUUGUUUAAAAACAGCAAAACUUCCACUGCUUCGAGUCCUGUAAUCUCACCUCCACCUGUCAGGACAGAGACUCCGCCCCCUCAGGCUGCGUCUUCUUCUUCUUCUUCUGCUUCUGCUUCUUCCCAAGGCGUUGUUGGAAACAUCGACCUUCCAGGGACUGACCCUGUGGAGCCUAGUGCCAGUGGGGUGGGGGCGGGGUCACAACCUGUCAAUCAAAUCACACCCCUGGCUUCACCCAGGCCUCUGACGAGACCUGGUAGGAGACCUAAAGGCUUCCUGUCCUUCAUGUCCAGUACAAGCACACAGAGACCCUCAGAGUCCACUCGGGCUCCUCAAAAACCCGCCGUCAUCACGUCUCGUACAGAGCGGAGACGAGCCGCACCGAGCACCUCCGCUCCGACUCCGCCUUCAGCUCCGCCUCCAACUCCACCUCCACACGUGAGCUCACACACGCAGGCCGAGACGUCGAGCGUGAACCCGAGCGCAGCAGAAGGAGACGAAGAGCCUACGAGUGUCGCAGCGUACUUCUUCAACGACAUCUUCACCGUAGUGGACGAACAGGAGGAGCUCGACUGAGGACAUGGACGGGCCAGGGACUAUUAGCUAGGAAUUAGCGUGUACUUGCUAGCAUUUACUCGUUAGUGGCAUUAGCGUAUUUACUGUAACACAGAUGAAGAGCGUCGCACUGUCAGUCAGGGAAAAACACACUCUACACACUUUUAUCCUAAUAUUUUUUACAGUUAAAUUACGUAAAGCUGAGUGAUCACAUGAUCAGUGCAACACCAAUCAAUGUGUAAUUUGGUGUUUAGGGGAUUUUCUUUGUCCUCUUUAUUCAUUUUACCUCAAAAGUCUACAAAAGCCUGAAGUUUGUCCUCUUAUUUCAGCAGAUUGCAUUUCGUUUUUAAGUUUCUUACAUGGUUUUGAGUGCUGCAGAGUUUUUCGUAAUCAUAUCGUAAUUAAAGCACAAAUAUUUAAUCUUCUUUACUUCCGAGUCUGUAAUUAUGACCCUGAACUUCAUUAUUGCAGUUUCAUUACCCACAAUGCCUGUCAGCCUGAAUCACCUUCUGUCUUAUCGUCUGUAUAAUUUUCGUAUCUCUGUAUGAUUUGUGGGUGUGGCCUAUUCCACUUCUUCUUUUUUGUGUGGCGAAUAUUCCCGAAUAGGAAAUAGGAAAGACGGGAGAGAUGGUUUCUAUAGUAUGGCAGGCGCUCCACAAAUUCCGACUUGUGAUGUCAUAACGGCUUCCUCAGCCGACCAAUCAGCUCUAUCAGCUCGUUUCACAUUUCUUUCUUUUUUCUCCCUCCUUCCUUCCUUAUUUUCUUUCUUUUUUCUUUCUUUUUUCCUUCCUUCCAUCCAUCUUGUCUUACUUUCAUUCUUCCCCCUUUCUUUUGCUUUUAUUUUAUAGAGAUACUAUACUUAUUUUAUAGAGAAUUCUAGGGAGUUAACCGGAGCCAUUGAUUAUGACUUGGUGCUUUAUUGCAUGGUUAAUUAUUUAUAUUACAGCCAUCGCCAUGUUGCUUUGUUGGAAUUGUGGGUAAAUUUUGGGCGCGUACACAGGAAAUGAAGGUCCCUGAUGCUCUGUUACUUCUUAGUUUUAACACCGAGAUCAUUCUCCUCAGGAACCCGUGAUGUUCUUGAUGUACGCUGUGCUUUCUCUUAGCUUUGUUAUUUUUGUGAUUUUGUUAUCUUUUUUUUUUUAACUACAGUUGCUGUACCUCUGCCAUGCUCGACACGUCUGGUGUAAAUAUUUGUCAUUAUCAGUGAUAUGCCACAUUUCCUGCUUUCUGUCUGUACAGUAUACGAUGGUGUAGUUUAUACUGUUCUACAUUUACAGUGUUUUAAAAUAAAACUCUGCUCUUGUUCCUGUUGUACACAAGUUUACACACAUCAUUUGUGAAUUGCUGAUUAACGCUGUCUGUAAAUAUGUUAAUAAACUUUUUUAAUGUGCUUUUA